Hyposmocoma kahamanoa is the source of this 950-nucleotide messenger RNA. RefSeq names its product collagenase-like. Gene Ontology annotation, biological process: proteolysis. The record is from RefSeq and is a predicted model, not a curated record. Gene Ontology annotation, molecular function: serine-type endopeptidase activity. Bases 64 to 921 code for a protein of 285 amino acids. The transcript is spliced from 7 exons. NCBI's taxonomy places the organism in Eukaryota, Metazoa, Arthropoda, Insecta, Lepidoptera, Cosmopterigidae.
GCUACUGGAGUAGCGGUAUUUUUUAACAAAUUCAUUACUUGUUAAACGUUUUUUUUUUCAACCAUGAAGUGCGUAGUCCUGUUCUGCCUCUUUGGGCUGGCCAUUUCCAUGCCGGCCACAUACGAGCCCAUCACUCUAGACUACCACGAGACCAUUGGUAUCCCGGAGGCUGCUGCCAUAAAGAGGAGUGAAGAAUCAGCAGAUUUCGGUGGUAACAGAAUCGUUGGAGGAUCCGCUGCGGGCUUGGGCUCCAACCCAUGGAUUGGUGGUCUCGUCGUUACCCUACAAACCGGCCAGACCUCAGUCUGUGGAUCGUCGCUGCUCACCAACACCAGGGCUGUCACCGCAGCUCACUGCUGGAGGCACGGCGCGACCACAGCCAGGCAGUUGGUUGUGGUUUUGGGCUCCACAACUCUCUUCAGCGGCGGCACUAGGAUUACCAGUUCUAACGUUCAGGUUCACGCCAGCUACAAUCCUAACAACUUGAACAAUGAUAUCGCAAUUAUCACCAUCUCCCACGUAGGCUAUACUAACAACAUCAGAAACAUCGCUCUUCCGACGGGUUCUCAGCUGAACAAUAACUUCGCCGGCGCCACUGCCAGAGCAGCUGGAUUUGGACUUCAAAGGGAUGGUGGCAGCAUUACUACUGGUCAAACACUCCAUCAAGUAGAUCUCCCAGUUAUCACCAACGCAGUCUGCCAAUCCACCUUCGGCUCCUCGGUUGUGGUGGGCUCUACCCUCUGCACCAGCGGUGCGAAUGGCAGGAGCACCUGCGGUGGUGACUCUGGUGGUCCAUUGGUCACCAGCAAUAUACUGAUCGGUGUUACGUCCUUCGGCUCUUCCGCGGGUUGCCAGCGCGGCUUCCCUGCCGGUUUCGCCAGGGUGACCAGCUUCGCGUCUUGGAUUAACGCUCGUAUUUAAAUUUACAUUUCCUCUUGUUGACAACUGCU